Acyrthosiphon pisum (pea aphid) is the source of this 502-nucleotide messenger RNA. RefSeq lists its product as uncharacterized. Lineage: Eukaryota; Metazoa; Arthropoda; Insecta; Hemiptera; Aphididae. Gene Ontology annotation, biological process: mitochondrial respiratory chain complex I assembly. Gene Ontology annotation, cellular component: respiratory chain complex I; mitochondrial inner membrane. The record is from RefSeq and is a predicted model, not a curated record.
GUAACUGAUGCUGAUCGUCUGAUCACAGAAUAUUCUCGGUUUCUCGGUCUGAUCAAGAUUCACGACGAAACACGAGUUAACCAUAGAUAAUAGAAUGCUUGCACGCUUUUUCAUUCACAGCUGUUUAAAAUGUAUUCAAUCGGAUAACUUAUAAUUGAUAAGACGUUGGAGAGUAGACCAUAGAACAACUACAACGACUGACUUCAGAUAUAUUUAAGUCAAGUAUAAAUCUGUGGUGCCGGCCACUGACCAAGUACAGCCAGUACAAAUCAUAUAAUCUGGAUUAGAACAGGCUAGGAUACGACGUUGUAAGUUGGUUUCUCGUUAUCUGAAAUUUAUACGUGUCUGACCAUUGACAUUCAUCACUCGAAACUAUGAGCGGUUUAAGUUUGCUAAAAAAAACCGUUCCCAGGAAUGUGUGCUUAUUAAAACAGAUUCGACCUCUGCAUGUGUCGUCAGCCCGGACCAAGGCGGUAGCUCCAAGAGAAUCACUGAACUCCGA